Molecule: messenger RNA, 1938 nt
Organism: Girardinichthys multiradiatus
Lineage: Eukaryota; Metazoa; Chordata; Actinopteri; Cyprinodontiformes; Goodeidae
Gene: rlbp1b
Product: retinaldehyde binding protein 1b
Exons: 8
Coding region: 135-1058 (307 amino acids)
Cellular component (GO): membrane
Molecular function (GO): phosphatidylinositol bisphosphate binding
Source: RefSeq, a predicted model, not a curated record
UGUGACGCCACUAAUCCCAGCACUACAAAUCACAGGUCCCUUCCUCUUCUGGUCCACACGGAUCCCUGCGACACUCGGCCGGCUACUUCACAUUUGCAUACGGCUGUGCAAAGCUGAUUGGAAGAGCAGAAAACAUGGCUGUCGUCACUGGAACUUACCGUGUGGUUUCAGAAGAGGAGCAGGCUCUCAGGGCCAAGCUGGAGCAUCUCACCAUCAAAGACCACGGACCAGUGUUCGGACCCUGCCCCAACCUGCCAGACCACACCAAGCAGAAGGCCAAAGAUGAGCUGAAUGAGACAGAUGAGAAGCGUGUGUCAGCAGUGAAGGAGCUGCGAGCUAUCAUUAAGGAAAAGGCAGAUGCUGGAGAUGAUCUGGCUAAAGGGGUGCAGGACACCUUUGGGGAGAAACCAGACACCCUGCUGGUUCGCUUCAUCCGUGCCAGGAAAUACGAUGUGGCCAGAGCCUUUGACCUUAUGAAGGGAUAUGUCCGUUUCAGGAAGGAUUACCCCGAGCUGUUCGAAAACCUGACCCCAGAGGCUGUACGCAGCACCAUUGAGGCCGGCUACCCCGGCAUCCUCCACAGCAGAGACAAAUAUGGACGUGUGGUUCUGCUCUUCAACAUUGAGAACUGGGACUACGAGGAGAUCACCUUUGAUGAGAUCCUGCGUGCCUACUGUGUGAUCCUUGAGAAGCUGCUGGAGAAUGAGGAAACUCAGAUCAAUGGCUUCUGCAUCAUUGAAAACUUCAAGGGCUUCACCAUGCAGCAAGCCGCAGGAAUCAAACCUACUGAGCUCAAGAAGAUGGUGGACAUGUUACAGGACUCUUUCCCUGCCCGUUUCAAAGCUGUGCACUUCAUCCACCAGCCCUGGUACUUCACCACCACCUACAAUGUGGUGAAACCACUCAUGAAGAGCAAGCUGCUAGAGAGAGUGUUCGUCCAUGGAGAUGAGAUGGAAAACUACUAUAAGGAGUUCGACCCUGAAAUUCUUCCAUCUGAAUUUGAUGGAAAAGGUUCCAAGUAUGAUGGCAAGGCCACAGCGAACAAGCUGUUUGACUAAUCGUCCUCCGUCCUGUUGCCAACAGUCUGAGGGCUGCGAUGCAGUGAAAAUAAAAUAAAAAAAUAAUCCAGCUGUGUGGUUGUAGGAAGAAUAGUCACGAAUGAAACAUAGGAGAGUGUGAGAAGUUGAAGAAGUCAGUUUUCUAAAUGUUCUGAUAAAACCCAGUCAUACAGGAGAGGGAUAUCAAUAAGCUGACAGCUUUAACUUUCCAGUCUCUAACUCCUGCAUGUUUGAUCACUGAGAGAACAAAAAUUUCCAGUGGUUUUGUAAUUUCAUAAACCUACUAUCCAAAAAGAUAGCAAUUUAAACAUAGCGUAGAAAAAGCAAUUUGUCACACUGAUUAUUUAAGUCAUUUUUGAUUUAUUGCCUUCCACAUGAAAUGAGAAAUGUUGUCCAGCAGCCACUGAUUUCCCACCUCAACAUUGGAGAACUUCCAGGAAGAUUUUAACACACACUGUGGUCACAGCUGAAUCCCCGUGACGCAAUGGGAACAAAAACAACAAAGUGUUCUCUGUGGUGGAUGAGGGUGAAUUUUUAAACACGUCAGCAUUUAUCCUGUUGAUUUUAAACACUGGACAAGAUGUUUCCAGUUCACAAAAACUGAACAUCUUCUUUUAAGCAUAUUCAAAUUACGAUAAAUCCACUACUGUCCACUUUCGACAACUUUGAACACUCUUCUGUGUCAAGUUGGGUUAUAUUUGAACUGCACCCAUACAGCUCGUUCUAACAGUGGCAGGCCCCAGCUUCCUCAGAUCCACCCUCUAGUCCCUGUCUCUUGUGUGUUUCUUUGUUUAGAUUCAUUUCCAGUAAAAAAGUUUUACCCAACCUUGUACACCAGUAACAAUGUCAAUAAAUGUCAAAUAAACAGUAUUUAAAUACA